GUUUCUCCACCAUCUAGACGAGUCGAGAUCGUGUUUGUCGCGCCUUCGUCCACGGUGUUCCGAGCGGACAUCACUCGCAGAGAUUCAUGUAUCCAGCACACGUCCGACGGAAAUAACAGCACCUGCGAUCACGUUCAUCUUCGCCACUGCGCCGAUGCGAUGCAUCGGGCGCAUGGCCGUCAUGGAUCAUGAUCUGCUGGGGCUUUGCAAGCGCGGCAUCUCUUGUCUGCACAGGUCUCGGAUGUUUCGCGUACGAGAUCCAAGUCAAAGCCCCAUCGAGCACUUAUUUUUGGCGAACUCACCAAUGUCAUGGGUGAGUCAAAGUCGCUAUGUGACGUUCAUAGAUAUAUAGAUAUGUAUACAUUCGCGAUCUCCAAGGCAAUCGAGACCACCACGUACAUAUAUAUCGCGUCCAGUAGAGAGGCGGUCGAGAAUCCCACCCGCCGUCGGGGCACGGAGGAGUGUGUUAAUACUGAUGGAAAUCGACGUCCGGCGGCGGCCUAGGCUGUCUACGGCAGCAGCUAGCGAUGUCCCCGAUACCCACUCGAAUCACUGCGCGAACCGAGCAAGCAGGCAGCGUGAUCUCUCCUUCCCGAGCCUCCGUGCGCACCGCCGGUUCUCGUGGGCACGGACAAGCAGGCUUGCAGCCAGGAAUAGUCGGGCGAUAAGACGGAGAGGUGGGAAAAGGGCAGACGCGGGGAUGAACCAGCGAGGGCUGAGCUUGGGAAAGGCGACAGGCAGAGAUGGAUUCGCGGCGAGCGGCGAACUCUGGUGCCGUCAUCGUUGGUCACAACGAAGUCUGUCCCAUUGAUCGGGGACAGCAUAACCUUAAACGGGCAACUCGCUGACUGAGGAAAUGCAGACGGCGGCGAAUGAGGGCACAAGGAACAGCCCUCCCGUCACCCACCAACGCAGAUCGACCCGGAGAGGAGGUCCGCUGUGAUUCCCAUCAAAUCUGGCCAGUGGCAUUGCAUCCACCCCACGUCCAUCUACGUACUUGACUUCUUAGCUGUUCUCUUCCAUGUAUAUCUUCCCUUUCUCCUCUUCCCCUUUCCCUUCUCACCCCUGCCUGUUCGCAUGUCGUCGCGCCUCUGCUCAGUCCCGCCCGAAAUCCUCGAGCACAUUGCCUACCAGCUCGCGUGCAGCACAUUUCUUGGCCCCCCUGCCUCUCUCAUUCCGCUCCUUUUGACAUGCAAGACGGUGCACAAACGUCUAUCCCAAAAUUCCGUCCUUUUCGCCAGGAUCUUCCGCUUCAAAUUCGACUCGGCCGCCGUCCGCCGUCGCGCGUUCAUCCCCAAUCCGAAACAGUGCCACGACCAGCUCGUCCUGUACUGCUCGCAGCUGCAAAAGCUGCGGUGCCAGCCCCGGGAAGACGAGUGGGACGACGUGCUGUUCUUUACGUAUCUCAUGAUGCUUGAGAACGAUGGACGGAACGCGGCUCAGCUGCAGCAUGCCGGCCUGGACUCGUACCUGGACAUUUUUGUCCGGUCCCGGAUGUGGAACGACAGGGGUGGUGCACAUGGUUGGCCGACGGAGAAUGUCGCGAGCGCGUGUGCUUUAUGGCUGGUCUGGAUGACCACGACUAGAGAAAAGCUGCAGAGCGAGUCCCCCAGCCGGCGGCUCCAGAUCAUUAGGCUCGUCCUUCCUUACGUGCUCGUGCCGUUCCGUUACGCCUCGACCUUGGCCCCCCAGCACCACUUCGACCUACCGCUACGCACGAACCCGAGGAAUAGGCUGCACUCGAUCGUCACUGCGCAUGGGCCGUACCCAAAGUACCUCGACCCGAAUCGCAUGUGGUCGCAGGUGCACUUCUCCUCCCGGCCGUCGAUGAUUCCUCCCCUCGCUACCGUCGCGGCCAAGCUCAUCUACUUCUCGCGACGCGAGGUCGUUCCGUUCGGGAUUCCCCCGCAUCUCCCGUUGACGCGCGCGCAUGCUAUCGCGGCGGGAAACACCAAUAUUGGUCCCAAUCAGGACGAUAUCCGAGAGUUCAAUGACCACCUCAACGAGCGCAUGCCCGCGCAGGACUCGACGCUGUGGGACAGCGACUGGUGGCGGCUGCGUCGGUGCCUAAGCGCCUGGCAAGCUCCGGAUGGCCAGUACGGCGAGGGAUAUGUCCCCGGCACGCUGACGGGGCUUUGGCAAGGUCGGAUGGUGGUCCCCGGCGAAGAUCACCUCGCGGGUCUGAUCACGACAGUCGAGUAUCCCCUCGGCUUUGACGAGACCGCGGUAGGAACCACCACGGUUCCGCUCUACAUGCGUAUAGCGGAGCACCACUCGUACGCGCCCCACUCCCCGGCACCGCUCGGCCACUCUGAAAAUGAUGAGGCGAGGGACGACGGGAUGAGAAAUGCGUUUUUCCCGCAGGACACGCGGUUUAUUUCGGAGGCGGGGGGCGUCACUGUUCGCGUGGACGACGACAGUUACUGGUAUGCUGACGCGAGUGACCCGCAGGCUCAUGAGGCGGACACCUGUGUCGGCUGCCAGGAGCGCGAGCGCCGUCUCAAAAUGCACCGGGAGCGGGCCUCGACCGAAGCUUACCACGAGCUACUUGCCAGAAUCAGUCCGAACGCUGUUCACAAGCAGCCGCCGUCACCGUCCCACUCCGAGAGCAGCAGCCAGAAGGUGGACCCCCCUGACCACGAUCCCGAUCGAGUGAAGCCAUGCACUGGCAUUCAGGACAUCAUCUUCACGGGUGCUACCGACAUGCGGCACGGCGAAGCGUGGAACCCAUUCAAGUUCCAUGGCCGGCUGCGUCCUUGGGAUGGAAUGAUUGGGAUCCUGCGGACUUCGCCUGAUCCGCGGAUGGGCACGUUGUUCUUCUACGGAUAUCUCGUCGGCAGGCACAAGUUUGUCGGCAACUGGAGGUCGGCUAUGCAGGACCCAGACGCGCCGGCGUACGAGGGGGCGUUUAUCAUGACCCGACGCGAAGACGAGUGAGAAAUCAAAAUGUGACAUACUCAACGUGUAUUGUACUGUAUUGAGAGUAGUUUGGUGCGCGCCUCCAUGAAUUUACAGGUUGGUUCGUGUUUG
Messenger RNA from Mycena citricolor, 3030 nucleotides. Lineage: Eukaryota; Fungi; Basidiomycota; Agaricomycetes; Agaricales; Mycenaceae. The record is from the annotation of a GenBank genome assembly.